AUGAACAGAGAGUCUAGGGAUAUUAAUUCCUCGGGCAACAGCACCCAGCCUACUAGACGACGCGUUGCCGUAGCGUGCAAAAUCUUGCAGGCCAUCCAGGACUUGGCACAGGACGUAAAAGAACAACGUUCGCCAGGCCAAUCCAACACAUCAUCAUCUCAAGCCCACCAGCCAACAAGACAUGGCGAAGUCGACUCCUUGGUCAACUUAACUACCACACCACACUCUAUCUCAGCUCCCGAAUGCCACAUCGAAAGAUUCUCCGAAGGACUCGAUAGUAUUUUGACCUGGAACGUGUUUCCACCAGCAAUAGACCCUAUCCUCGUGGACAACGGAAGCUUCAUGGCUAUGCCUGACGAGCUCCCCCCAUUAGGUUUCUCAGAGCUAAAGAAGUUACAAAAAACCUAUCUCAGUACCGUUCACAGUGUAAAUCCCAUUCUGGAUGUCGCUAUUCUCGACCAGUAUAUCGCAAAGAUCUCCGAAAAUGGCUUGGAUUGGACGACACAGACGUGUCUUGUUGCCCUUGUAUGCGCCAUCAGCGUGUUGUGUCAGGACCCGCAUGUUGAGACGCCAAGGAGUCAAAACAGUUGGGAACUUGAGCAAACCACCGAUAAUGCUUAUAGGUACUGGAGCGUUGCGUGUAAAAGGCUUGGGCUAGCGAUGAGCCACAACACAUUGGAGUCUGCCCAGUGCUUAUGCUUAGCAGGUAUCUGGUUUAUGUGUAAUUUACAGCCUGUCGAGGCUUGGAGGUAUUUCACCAUGGCAGGAAACUCCUGUUACUCUGCAGUUUGGGCCAGGGAAUCCACCAUGCCUGCCGGGCCCCAGAACUCCCCUUACAGUCCACAAGCAAUUAAACAAAGCAUUUUCUACACGGCAUACAAAUCGGAAGUCGAGAUUCGCUAUGAAAUACCUAGUUUGCCUGGAUCAAUACUGGAACACAUCGAAGAUCGCCUCACGUUUCCAUCGCCGCCUGCAGCGGAUUGCUUGUUCGACGAGACCAUAGCUUGGUAUUACUUUCUUGCAGACAUAGCCGCUCGCCACUUGAUUAACCGCAUCGUCGAUGCCAAGGUCCAGUUCUCUGAUUGCCCGAGCGAAGCGCAGGCCAGGUCAUUACUACGAUCAUAUGAGGUUUUCGGCUCACAACUUCAAGACUGGUAUCUAUCCCUACCGCCAGAGAUAUCGUUCCCACCUCCGGAUGAAAAUAUUUGUCCUGAGUCGAACCUUUACAAAAGAAUCCUUUGCUCGCGGUACCUCUUUGUUAAAGAGCUUCUGUGCCGGCCAUUCGUACGCCUAUGUCUUAACUACGCCCUUACACUACCUGCCGCUCUAGAUGAUGAGAUUGUCAGUAUAGCUUCACUGGGCCUGCGGUACUGUGCCUGGAGACUGAGAGCUGUGGAUCGAAUGAAUAAGCUUGAUCAUGGACUAUGGAUAUGGAUUCGAAAUAGCACUGCUUGCUCUAUGAUAUUGAUUGGUGCUGCUCGGAGCCUCCAGUUCCAGUCCCUCGCUACAUCUGGGCGACUGGUUUUGCCACAAGAUUGGCGAGAGAUUGUUGUUGCUUUCUUGCAUGGACUUGAGAAGUAUUCUAAUGAAGCCAGGGGUGGUGUAGCUGCAUGCUAUCAGCUUGUGACGUGGGGCCUUGGUGGGUUUCACCCAACCUCACCGGAAAGUAUUUGA
Fusarium venenatum is the source of this 1674-nucleotide messenger RNA. The record is from RefSeq and is a predicted model, not a curated record. Lineage: Eukaryota; Fungi; Ascomycota; Sordariomycetes; Hypocreales; Nectriaceae.